GCGGGGGAGGGGCGGCUUCUCCCGGCUGGCGGCGGCGAAGAUGGCAGAUUUUUUGAAAGGAUUACCAGUCUACAACAAAAGCAACUUCAGCAGAUUCCAUGCGGAUUCUGUAUGUAAAGCAUCAAAUAGAAGACCAUCGGUAUAUCUUCCCACGAGAGAAUACCCAUCUGAACAAAUUAUAGUAACAGAAAAGACAAAUAUACUUUUGCGUUAUUUACAUCAGCAGUGGGACAAAAAGAAUGCGGCAAAGAAGAGAGAUCAAGAGCAAGUGGAAAUAGAAGGUGAGAAUUCGGCGCCACCACGGAAAAUCGCUCGGACAGACAGCCAGGAUAUGAAUGAGGACACUUAAACUCUUGGCUUUCUCCUCUACUACCUUGCAGGCGCUUCCUGUUUUGUCUCAAAGUGUGUAAAUUUUGCCCCUUGCCCCCAUCUCUCACCCCUUCACUACGCAGCCCAAACCACUUCUGAUUUCAUAGGAGCCAAUGUAUUUAUUUUUUUUCUCUCCAUUUUUUAUUUAUACCGUAAAACUUACGGAGCAGUGGUGGAACAAUUCAGUAAGAGAUGUAGUAUAAUGUUAGUUCCUUCUUUCUAAAAAUAUACACCGUCACUUUCACAGGUUUUGUUGAAUCUGUUACCUAAUCAACCAGGUAUAUCUCUGGGAGCCUGGGUAGGAGACGCGGGUUAUUACUGAACCCUGCAGUGAUGUAGGCUUUCCAAUUCAUGUACCUGUUGACAUAGUACAAGUGGUUAACUCUUCUUCAGAUGUGUCCAGUCCAGCCAGAAGUGUGGGGCCUCACUAUUUUUUGCAAAUAUUCUGAAACUGGCACUGCACUAAAAAAAAAAAAAAAAAAAAAAUCAUGGGUGUCAUUUAGGGUUACGCUGAUCUUAGGAAGCGCGUUGUCAACUUGAUAUAUCAGUUGUAUUCUUCUGGUCUGUUCUGUAAGGGCCACGGUCAUUUGGCAGCGUACAUUAUCUCAUGCAUCAGUGGUCAUGGAGAAUUCAAGUGAAGGGUGUGUUGCUUUUAUUGCUCUUAAAUUCUAACCGUCUCUUGGUCUCGAACGGACUGAUAUGUGCAACUUCUGCGUUGGAAUAAAAGGAUACCCUUAUCCUAUUCUGAGUAUUUGAUCAACAGCGUAUUUUAGCAGCAGCUGGUGGAAUGGAGUUGGGUAGGCACCCGGCAGGCAGCGCGUGGCUGGAUAAGUCUGGGAGCACCUCGGCGACUAGAUCUAGUUCUCUGUCUCAACUGCCGGCUCUGAAUAAUGGUACGCUGUAUUUUCCUGUGAUAUCGGCAUGUCUGGAACGGAGUCUAGGACUUGAAGUUGUUCAAAAUCUGAGCUUCCAUGGUCUCAGAUGAAGACCAAUCUCUUUUGGACUGUGACAGUUCAGUGCCUGUUGCCUGUAACCCUUCGCUGACUCUUCAGUAAGAGCCAAAAUGGAGACCUGUAAGUCGUCUGGGUGGAUUCAGAGGUUGAGAGACUGAAAGGAAACGAGCAUCGUCACCUGAAGGGGACAGGAAAGGUGUAGCUUAGUAAUGAUGUCUUGUCUGCUUUAACGUAAGAAGCUGACUUCACACUGUGUUAGUUUAAAUUGUUGCAUUUAUAGCUGUGUUUUUUCCUCGUGGACAAAUCCUAGACACCAAUUCAAGAAAUUGCACGAACGUUUUUCUAGAGAUCCUGGAUAAGGCUCGUCCUGAGUGGCUGCAGUGGCCGUGAGCUUUGAGGGUUUGUGGUGUCCCCUUCUCCACCAACUUUGAGGGCUUCUGCCUUCCCCCCUUUCCAACCGGGGGACACUACACAUUCAGGUUUGGGGGCAAAGAGAGGUAAACUGUUGCUGACCACCGUAUGUUGCAAGGCAGAACCUUAGGGAGAGCAGGGCACAGCUCUUGUUGCAAUUUUAAAUGUUAUGUUAGGCACCAAGUUUCUGAUGCAGUGAGUGAAUUUAACUUAACACUGAGUAGUUUAGAACUUUGUAUCUGCCACAAAAAACAUUACCUUUUUGCUAUGGCAGUAACCUCCAAAUUACUGGAAUGUCGUUGACAAUGCCAACUGUGUUGGUGAAGGUAAAAUGCACGUGGGUUUCCGUGUGAUUUACUGGCGCUUGCAAGAGGACUCCUCCCUGAGUUACGCUGUCAAAAAGUGCUUUUGUGCAAAGUGCAAGACGUUGCCUGAAGAUGCCGUGUUAGCAUCCGGCCUCGCAGGGAUUAUCUGAAGCUGAAACUGAAGAAUCCUUUGAAGAGCUGCGAGGUACCAAAAGAGGAAAUGGACGUGCAGCUGGUGGUAAAGUGUGACCAAUUUGUGUGUUUAGCAAAGCUUGAGAGCUGCAGCCUUGCAGUUAUGUCUGUACAGUGCUUUAAAGUUGUAAAAUGCUGUAUAAUUCUUGAUUGAUAUGGCAAGGUUUGAGCUUUGCUGACUUCUCUGCUAGACAGAGUGAUGUACUAUUAAAGAGAGUUGGCAGUUCCUUCCUGUUGUAAACCCCCGUCUUUGUUCCCUCUGUGUCUUUAAAAAUGAUCUUGUUGGUUAUGGGAGCCUUUGAAAUAUUUUGGAUAUUUUCAGGAGGUAAAACAAAGUUGCCUUUUUAAGGUACUUCUGAAGCGAUGGACAAGUCUUCAAAGGGACGUGACUUUUAAGUGUCACUGGUGUUUUUUGCAUCGGUGGCUGCGUACAAGCAGUGUGGCUUUCUGGACCUGCAGUGAGUCUUUCUACAGCCCACCAGUCUGAAGCAGGAGCUCGCUCCCUUCGUCCUCUUCCUCCUCCUCCUCCAGCUCACGUUCCACGCUGCUCCUGGCUCAAGUGCUGUCCCCAAGCUGCCGCACUUUGAUCCUGUAGUCACGUCUAUUUAAUACCUGGUAAGUGUGUGGGAUUUGAAUGUUGCAUGGAAGAUCGUACUUGCCUAACUGUGACUUCCUGGUGCCUUAGUGCAUUGAAAACAACAAAAAAAUGUUUAAAAAAAAAAAACCCUGGGAUUUUGCUGACCACACUGUUUGUAUAAUACCUAGCUCUGACUUCCAACUCAUGUUAAAAAAUGACUGAGAUUUAGUGACCCUCAGGGGGUUUUUGUAUAUGUCUGCAUAGUGGUAUUUUUAUUGUUUCUGUUACCAAUGUAUACUAAAGGUUUGGGUUUUUUAAUGAAAACUUGAGAUACUUGCCAGAGAUCAGAAUUUGUUUUUGGUUUUGUUUUUUUUUUUUUUUUGUUAAGUCAAAUAGCACAUCUUUUCUGAAAAGUCAAAGCAGCAGAAACGUGUUUCUUAGUAUCAAGGGAUGAUGAGUCUGUCUAGGAGCAGCCCCUUCCAGCAGACACUCCUGUUCACAGGCGUCUGGCCUGGGUUAAACAGCGCUGGAGCUUGUGAGCAAAGGGUGGAAGCUGAGUAAGUUCAGAAUAUGAAAAAGCUAGGCGCUGCCUUUUUCUAACAUAGAAAUACACUAGUGACUGAUGUGCAGGGAAACUGAAGUUUUGUGUAGGUAAUUCUUGAUAUCAUAUGAUCACUUCUUUUUUUGGGGGGGGGGGGAAGAAAUAGUUAAAAAAAAAAAGGUGGGAAAAUGUUGAGAGAAAGGGCAGACUUCAACAGGUUCAGUGAAUUCACACUGAGGGGACAGGUAACGGCUGGAGCAGCAGCGCCUGCGCGUGUUUGCAUUGGCAGUUGACUCCUGGGGUUUGCUGGCUCUGUUUUGCCAGAGUAGGUUCAGUCAGGUAACGUUGGCGUGUUCAGCUUUCAAGGUGUUUCCUGUUUCUGACCUCGGAUGUUUUUUCGAGACCCUAAUGAACGGUGCCCUGGGUUCUGUGUUCGGUAUUGCCCGUGCUUUGAGCAGGGGGCCGGAGGCGACCCCCCUGGGGGGAAGUGCAAAAUGUAGCAGAACCUGUGGCUGGAAGGUUUGUUUUUAUCCGAAUCUGGCGAGCUGUGGAAGACUGUUGGCAAAGCUGAUGGAGUUUGCAAGCACGUGCAAAAGUGUUUUUUUGACAAGUCCUGAAACCACGUUGUGCUACAAAGGAUGGAGAUCCUUUGGGAUGGGAGGGGGAGGAAGGGAGCUGUCCUGGGUCCAAACUCUACCAUGGGAGUACUUAAGGUGGGCAGAAGUUUUUAGGUGUACUUUGCUAACAGGAUGCCCUAUAUGAGGACAGGCUUGUAGAAUUGUUUAGAGGUGUUAGACCUGAUUAAAAAGGAAAAAAAAAAAAAAAGACUUGUUUUCUGAGCUUUA
Messenger RNA from Tyto alba (common barn owl), 4193 nucleotides. RefSeq names its product DET1 and DDB1 associated 1 (gene DDA1). Bases 41 to 349 code for a protein of 102 amino acids. Gene Ontology annotation, cellular component: Cul4-RING E3 ubiquitin ligase complex. The record is from RefSeq and is a predicted model, not a curated record. The transcript is spliced from 5 exons. NCBI's taxonomy places the organism in Eukaryota, Metazoa, Chordata, Aves, Strigiformes, Tytonidae. Gene Ontology annotation, biological process: positive regulation of proteasomal ubiquitin-dependent protein catabolic process.